GCUGGCUACAACGAGGCCCUGCUGCACAAGACGAUCCUGGUCGGAGACAGCGGCGUGGGGAAGACAUCUCUGCUGGUCCAGUUUGACCAGGGCAAGUUCAUUCCUGGCUCCUUCUCUGCCACCGUGGGCAUUGGGUUUACGAACAAAGUGGUGGCUGUCGAUGGUGUGAAGGUGAAGUUGCAGAUCUGGGACACGGCAGGACAGGAGCGUUUCCGCAGCGUCACCCACGCCUACUACAGGGAUGCCCAAGCCCUGCUCCUGCUCUACGAUAUCACCAGCAAGAUGUCCUUCGACAACAUCCGCGCCUGGCUGACGGAGAUCCACGAGUACGCCCAGAAGGACGUGGUCAUCAUGCUGCUGGGCAAUAAGGCCGAUGUGAGCAGCGAGAGGGCUGUGAGGACGGAGGACGGAGCAUCGCUGGCCAGGGAGUAUGGGGUGCCUUUCAUGGAGACAAGCGCCAAGACGGGCAUGAACGUGGAGCUGGCCUUCCUGGCCAUUGCCAAGGAGCUGAAGCAGCGCGCGGUGCAGCCGCCGGACGAGCCCCGCUUCCAGAUCCAUGACUACAUCGAGUCACAGAAGAAGAAAUCCAGCUGCUGUGCCUUCGCCUGA
Nipponia nippon (crested ibis) is the source of this 609-nucleotide messenger RNA. RefSeq names its product RAB37, member RAS oncogene family (gene RAB37). The record is from RefSeq and is a predicted model, not a curated record. Gene Ontology annotation, molecular function: GTPase activity; GTP binding. Lineage: Eukaryota; Metazoa; Chordata; Aves; Pelecaniformes; Threskiornithidae.